Marasmius oreades (fairy-ring Marasmius) is the source of this 4848-nucleotide messenger RNA. RefSeq lists its product as uncharacterized. Bases 325 to 4365 code for a protein of 1346 amino acids. The transcript is spliced from 6 exons. The record is from RefSeq and is a predicted model, not a curated record. Lineage: Eukaryota; Fungi; Basidiomycota; Agaricomycetes; Agaricales; Marasmiaceae.
GCCUGGAGGAGGACUCAAAAUGAAAUAAUUAUGUCGUAUCUAGUCCGGGAAAGGAAAUAUUUCCCUGGCACUUUGCCUUUCCAAAUCUCACACUCUUCACUUCUUCCUUUUGGUCUCAGACUCUCGCUACUCUUUUCAUCUUCUUUACUUGGAUCUGGGUAUAUCAAGUUCUCGUUCAUACAUCCUCUUCCUUUUUCUUCUCUUCGCUCGACUUUGAACGUGGCUUUAUAGGCAAGACCAUUUCACAGGUGCAUCGUCAUCAACCACGACCAGUCUUACACACAUUCGACAGUCACGAAGAAGGUUUGAGAACCACCCUCCUCGAUGCCCAGUAUAUUCUCUCGUUCUCGGACCACAUCCACACCCUAUCCUCAGCCACCCGAUUCACCUCUUGAUGCAGCAGACGAAUUUGGUAGAGUGUCCAGUCGGCAGUCGAACCAUAAAGGCUCCGGUGGGGCUGGUCUGUUCAGUGCAUCCACGAAGACAACGAAGAAAGAGAAGAAGAAGGUGGCUGCGAAGGAAGCUCAGUUGACCCGUUUACGGACCAUGAGCGGCGUUGCCUCACCUGUGCUAGGUAUGGGUAGCCCGGUCGACACGGCGGAAAUCCUCAAUGGAGAGGGAGGAGUAUUCGAGUACGCUGGCGUCUUUGUCCAAGACGGUUCCUUUUUUCCAACCAUCUUGGAGAAGCCAAUCCUUGAUUCGAGCAACGGCGCAAGUCCUGCGCUAGAUCGUUCUCUCAACUCUUCAUAUUCAUCCACAUUUUCGAGCUCCAGCUCAUCAUCUUUUUCUUCUCCAUCCAACAUCACAAUGGACUUCCCUUACCUAACUUAUCAGCGGCAUGUCAUCCUAUCCGUCGACGCCGUUUCACGGUUAGUGGAUGUGGUCUGUGAAGAACUUGGAACCCGUGGUGGUAUUACAACCCCAUUCAUUUUCUCGACAUUAGCUUUGGAUAUCAGCCCCACACCAAUACGUAGGCUCAUCGAUACAUUUUUGGCAACAUGCGCCUCUACCCAAUCAACCGGUAGAGAGAAGACAAUUGCGGAGAAGGAACUCGCCUCGCACAAAUGGCGAGAGGAAACUCGUUUUGCUGGAAUGCAUGAACUGGGCAUGACGUUGAGAUGGGCACUAGCACGAGUAGUGAGGGUUUCUGGAGGCCAGGAGUGUAGAGGGCUUUUUUCGUAUGAAUGGUAUGCGCAGUGGCGGGAUGAGGAAGAGGCACUCCUUUAUCCGCCAACCCACUUUACAGCCCUCCUACCAUCGCUCUCUACCCCGGUUCGGGAGAUCCUUCUCACUGUGCUCAGCCUUCUCGCACGUUUGACCGCAAACAGUGCUACUUCAGGGCACACACCUCCGACGCUGUCUUCGUUGUUUGGUCCUUUGCUCUUUGGUCUAGGGCCGCCCUCUCUCCCCUUCCAUCACACCUACAUCUUCUACCUUCGUUCAGUCAGCGCACUUGAGCACAUACUUCUAGCUUUCAUCCGAUGGCAAGAUACACCUCGUACCUCUGCCAACUCCCCCAACCUCUUGGGUCAGGGUAGUCAAACCACCUUGGGUGUUCCCAAGAAGUUGAAGGAAUGGAUCAAAGGAUACCCUGCUACCUUACAUCAUCUCCACCCAUCCAGUCUAUCCCGAAAACAACAGGAAGUGAGACCGGAGCCUCGGAAGGGCGCAAGGACGAUCAGGGUUCUGAGCGUGAAGAGGAAUGUAAGAAGUUACGAGAAGGAUCUGGUCAAGAAUAGUGCCAGCUGGUCAAAGAGAGCUGGGUUCCUCCAUGGACAACCUCAAGCGAGUCAAACUAGUUUGACAGGAGGUCUGGAGGCCAGCAAAGAAUGGGAAAGAGUCGCACCGUUGACUCGGAAGGGUUCAGGUGACAGGCAACCUCCUAAAUACUCUGAGGCGUAUAAGAAGCGGAUGAAUCUUCCAUCUUCUAUCAAUCCUGAUCUAGGGCUCGGCGUCAGCUCGAUCUCUCGAGAAGCGGAAUUCGUGUAUGGGCUGAGCCCGCUGUCUCUCAACAACCCCAACGGCAAUCCAGCCACCGGCACUAAGGGUUACUCGGGUGGAGGUGGUCUAGGUCUCGGAAAUUCCCCUGGGGAAGACAGAUUCAAGUCAUUGACGGAUCUCAAAUGGGGUGAAUUUGAGAGUCUAGGAUUCGGUGGAUUGGGAACAGGCGGUGCGGGAGAUAAAAAACUAGAGUUUGAUUUGACGGAGGGUGCGCGGAAUGCGCGAACAACGAAGCGUCAAACUCUAGGUUGGGAUGAUUUUUCGACCGCUGGGUUCUCCCGCAACGAUGAACCUCUCAGCACCACUCUGCAAUUCAGUUCACCGAUCAACGCCACAAUCGAAAGUUGGCCGAAGGAAAGAGAGGAGAUCGGGAAGAAACUGAAGAAACGUGAAAAGGCACUUCCUCCUUUUGGGUGGGAUACCUCCCCUGUGGUCGGUGGUGAAGAGGUCAUUGAAGAAGCGUUUGUGGACGUUUUCUGCGACCUCAUUUGGGGAAGUGGGUGGGGAGAAGGGUUGGCCGGACUGAGUGGCUUGAGAAAUGAGGGAGUCCUUACCAAAGACGGUUUGAAAAUACAGCUGGAAGAUAGAGAGUGCAAUUGGGCUCUUGUUGAAUUCAAAUCACUUCCUACCUCUCGUUCGCUUCCAGACCGGCCAUCUCAUUACCCUAAACCUGUCACCGGUGACCCUCGAACCGGCGUUACUCUCGUUCUUUUCGAAGAAUUCGUUCCACUCGAGUAUCGUCAACAACUGGCUCUCCUCGUGACUGGCAAUCGCAAGCGCCUUCCUUCGUUCUUGACGUCUCCUUCCAAGAAGAACCAAUGGAAGCCAGCUGCCACUUUGAACGGCAGGCCAUACGUGGUAGGACAUGUCCCAUCUAGUCCGAAUUACUAUCGAGAGAUGGAAUUCGAAGGUCUACUACGAGGAGAGGGGAAAGAAACGCGAGUGCUCAGUUUGAGCACAAGUGUCAAGCUACCUGCUCCCAAGGUUAUACGACCACCAGAAAACCCGCCUCCACUUCCCCCUCAACAGCACCAGCAAUCGCCACUACCGGCGCCUCCUCCGGAGAGGACGACAGCAGCCAGCGAAGAAUUGCACUCCGAUUCCACCUUACAAUCUGUUUCUAACAUAUCUCAAAACAAGAGAAAGUUCAAGCUUCCCGUGUCACCAGCUGUUGGCGUACGAAGUAAAUCGUCGGGCUUGCCUCCAGCAGAGUAUUCGUCUGUGGAUUUUGAGACUCGUCUGAGAGGGUACAGCGAUGAUAGCAACAGCGUGGACGGCUCCUCCCUCGAUGAAUAUGGAGGCCCAGACGAAAAUGAGGAGAAGAAGAAAAAACGAGAGAGGAGAACAAGUAGGCGGCCACCCGAAGAAGCCUGGGUUGACAUUCUAGUUGGCACACAGGAAAGAAGGAUGGCUGGUCAGGACGCGGCCAUGCGUUCCAGGGACCCGGAGGCGGCAAGUUUGGAAGUGCAGCAAGCUCUGGCGGCGGUUCAAAAUCAUCGGAGAGAGUUCAGUCCUUCGGAUGAUGAAGACGAUACGGCGGAGAAGGAGAAAGAGAUGAAGAAAAUCUUGCAUGAACAUCGUCCGUAUGGAGACUUGGAUGAAGAUGAAGACUUGGAUGAGAUUGAGACUGUACCCAGGAGAGAGCGCACUAUACGGGAUAGUUAUGCCUCCACAGCGGAUUAUACAGAUGAUUCUUAUCUGGAGCACAACGGGGAACCCAAUGAUGAAGAAUGCGACGAAGAAGAGCCGAAAUCAACAUCUCCGAAAAAGAAGUUAGGCUACUUCGAUCUUCAUCCCGACCGAAGACCCCCGUCGGUGGUGGACGACGAUCCGAGAACCAUGGCAAUGCAGAAGUACGACGAGAGUGACGAGGAGGAUGGGGGUGGCGGAUCAUCAUACGCUACGCCUGUUACUGCUACGCCUGCAUUGGCCACUGCAGCCACCACACCUCAUGGUCAUGUACGCCCAUUGCCGAUCGUUCCGGCACCUCAAACGACUACCUCAGACGAGGCGAAGCCUUCAUCGAUUUCUCAAGCCACGCUGAAACCUCUCCCAAGCAAAACUGCUGCGUUGAUAGAAAUGUAUCGAGAGAAGGAAAAAGUUUCACCUACACCCGGAGCUGGUGGUGCACCCAACGUGCCCACACCUUCGACGUCUUCGAAGAUACCUGUUAGAACAGGAGCAGGAAGGUCAGAGUUACCUAUACCUCCUGCUGUUUCUCCACCCUCACCACCGCAGCAAAACAACAACCCUCAGACUCUUGUAGAACCUCCAAAGUUGACAGAGGACGCUGGACGGGCAAGUCCGGGUCGAUACAUCCAUGGCGCGCCUUUACAUAAUGUCUUGGAGGAAGAAGAAGAGUAACAAUUAAGUCUUUUGGUGUGAUCUUUGGUUUUCCUCUGUUUCCGUCAAUAUAUGUUAUUUGGUCCCCUUCCUUAUUAUUCUCUAUGCACGUUUCCCCCCCUUUCCACCUCUCUUCCCUUAACGUCUUUUCAUACUCUUUACACAGCAUUAUUUUUGUUUCCACUGGUGUGGGAUAUGCGCGUGGUUGUUGCCCUUCCACCAUCCUUACCAUCUCCUCCAACUCACUCAAUAGGCGACCUAUAAGUAUACCCUUCGCCUCUCGCCUGUCGUUUCUCGAAUCCACAAUCAACCUACAUUAAUUCCUUCAUUCCUUUCGAUAUAAGUUUUUCUUUCCCAUACGUUGCUAUAGUCUUUGCUGGAAAGAGCGCUGGUGCUAUUGGAUAGAAUACAUGUUGUUUUCGGAGUUCCUCUGUAGUUAUACCUCUUGAGAUGGGGGGUUACAUUUUGAAUGCGGCAAUACACUCGUACACGUUCCCUACCCGG